CAUCUAGGCAUGUUUCGCACCCCCCACUGAAUGACGCGCAUGACUUCCCGUUCUCUCGGACCUUGUGGCAGGCGUUCCCGGCGGCCCGACUGAGGUGGGUACUGCCUCCCAAGGAGCACCAAUCCUCUCAUGGUCUCAGCCUCGUCCCUGGACUCGACGUCGACGCAGUACAUCGUUUGUCUCACCUACCGCUGUAUCGCAGCCAGUCGCCUCUCCUCCCGCAUUGAUUACCUCUACUGCGCUCCCGAGACGACGUCGCUGCGCAGCGCCAGAAUCCGAUAUCUGCUGCCAUCCGGGACAAUUCCCGCAGGAUCCCCCGCGUCCGCCCUAUAAACCUCUCGCUCGGACUCGCAGCACCAUGGUUAUCCUCGACGAAAAAGCGCUGAUGCUACCCCCACCCCCUCCGUACGUCGAAGCUGGUCCUGUCAGCCCACCUCCGUUCCCGACACAGCACCGGCCACCGCUCACGCUGGUCACCUUGCCGCCUCACAUACUGCUACGCGUCGUCUACGAGACGUUCUCGCAGGGACGGGUAGAGAAGCAGAGAAAGGUCCUGUACUGGUUGACGUUGAGCCUCCGGCUGGUCAAUCGUGCGAUGUACAUCGCAUGCAUGCACGUCCUCCGCUCGACCUACCUCCCCCUAUACACCUCCCUCAUCCGCUCGCCCUACACAUCGGACCCCUUCCCACACGCCGCUUCCGGGACCUCCUCGUUGGCUUCCACCUCCGCCUCAGCCACAUCGUCCUCCCCAGCGGACACCUCCCAGCGCGAGAUGCGCGUCCUCGACCUGUUCAUCGCGCUCAAAGUGCGCGAGGACGUCUGGACGGACGACAGCGAGCUCCACCUCGAGCGCGAGGAGAGCUUCAAGGACCUCUUCGACCUCCUCCAGCCCCGCGCGCGCCUCGAGGACCUUGUCCACCACUACGGCGCGCGCGACGGCGUCAUCGCCGUCCCUCUCUCCUCCGGGCUUACCCCCAUCAGGGGGUCGAGCAGCUCGGGAACCGUUGCCCCGAUUCCGUUUGCGGCGCUCACGGCGUCAUUCUCGCCGAGGGCGGUGGGGCUCGUGCUGACGACGAAGGAGAGGAAGCGGAAGAUUGUGGAGGUGCCGCGGGCGAGGGACGAGACGCUGGAGGUAUCAGCGAAGAAGCUGGUGAGGGAGCUGAAGGGGUGGCUCGCUUCGAAUCCGAACCACGGUGUGCGAUGA
Dichomitus squalens LYAD-421 SS1 is the source of this 1204-nucleotide messenger RNA. RefSeq lists its product as uncharacterized. The coding region runs from base 359 to 1204 and encodes 281 amino acids. The transcript is spliced from 3 exons. Lineage: Eukaryota; Fungi; Basidiomycota; Agaricomycetes; Polyporales; Polyporaceae. The record is from RefSeq and is a predicted model, not a curated record.